CUGAUCAGGUGUAUGGAGACCAGGACAUGCAUGAAGUGGUCAGGAAACACUGUAUGGAUUACCUGAUGAAGAACGCUGACUAUUUCUCCAACUACGUGACAGAGGACUUCACCACAUACAUCAACAGGAAGAGGAAAAACAAUUGCCACGGCAACCACAUCGAGAUGCAGGCGAUGGCUGAGAUGUACAACAGACCGGUGGAGGUGUACCAGUACGGCACCGAGCCAAUCAACACGUUCCACGGCAUCCACCAGAACAACGACGAGCCAAUCAGAGUGAGCUACCACCGCAACAUCCACUACAACUCUGUGGUCAACCCCAACAAGGCCACGAUCGGGGUCGGACUGGGACUGCCGGCCUUCAAACCGGGGUACGCCGAUCAGUCUCUGAUGAAGUCGGCCAUCAAGACGUCGGAGGAGUCGUGGAUCGAGCAGCAGAUGUUGGAGGACAAGAAGAGAGCGACGGACUGGGAGGCCACCAACGAGGCCAUCGAGGAGCAGGUGGCCCGGGAGUCGUACCUGCAGUGGCUGCAGGACCAGGAGAAGCAGGCCCGACAGCCGCGUAAGGCCAGCGCCACGUGCAGCUCGGCGACGGCAGCGGCUUCCAGCGGACUGGACGACUGGAGCGCCCGGUCGCCACGGCAACGAGACUCAGACCCCUCCCACUCGGACCUCACUACCGCCCCGUCGUCCAACAGCAGCAACAAGCCCCCCUCCCCCGCAGGAGCCGCCCUCAUCCUGAGCAAGCCCCCCUCCCCCUGCGCGCCAGGUCCCAGUAAUCAGAGUCGCCAUCAUUUGGAGUACAGAGCCAUCAUGCAGGAGAUGUCGCCCACAGCCUUUGGUCUGACAGACUGGGAGGACGAUGAGAUCCUGGCCUCGGUGCUCGCCGUCUCUCAGCAGGAGUAUCUGGACAGCAUGAAGCACCAGAGCUCCUCCAUGCAUCGAGAGAGGGAGCCGUCCCCCGACAGCAGCUGAUGACCAGCCGAAACACAAGCACACACAAACAAACACAACAAUGACCUUGACCUCCUCUCCUGCCUCACCCUCCAACCCCCCCUGAACCCUCACCCUCACCUCUGCCCCUCAGAAGGAGAUCGACCAGGGAAAAAAACAAACAUCAAACAAAGAAAUGCACACUUGUUUUUUGUUUUUCAGCUCAUCCGCUCUUCAUCAUUUCCUCUCCUUUAUCCUUCCCCGUUUCCUUCCCUCCUUUCUACUCCCGUCUCAUCACCUUUCCUUCUCCAUGACACCCUCAUGGUCACCGCUCAGAGGAGCUCAGUCUUAAAGCUGAUUCGAGGUCAGUUAUGACAUCAGACACCACGUCGAGCAGCCUCGACUUUUGAAGUAUGUUCCGUUAGCUCUGUGGCUAAUGAUGUCAUAGGAUUCAAUAGGGAAGGCUAAUCAGCACUUAAAAAUGGUGAAGUGUAUGUCGGGGAUCUUCAUGCUACGAGAGCGAGCCGUCACCUGAAGUCUUACGUUAUUACCAUCUUAGCUCACCGCGGUUUCCAGGUCCAACGAGAUGCGUUGCUGCUAGCUUAGUUAGAGAUAGCGUUAUGGUUUUCUGAUGAGUCCAACUCCUCUUGUAGCUCCUGCUGGCCGCCUUCUUCUUUUUCUUUUUGAGGAAUAGUAGCCCCAUGCUUAUCAAAAAGUUGAAUGCUAAAGGUACCAGGGUUGUCACGCUAACAGAUUUUUAAACUUUGAUACAAAUACUACAACAAAUCAAAAUGAUAUCGAUGCCUGUUUUGUUACCACGGCAACAAAAAGAAAAGCCCCAGACAUCUAUCACUGCAUCACCGGAUUCUUGUUUUAAAUCACCAAAAGGAGACAGACUCUAGUGGACACUGGAGGAACUGCAGCUGUAAAGAAAACAGUUUUGUCUACAGCAACAAAAAGUCCUAGAUGCACAUUAUUGGGAACUAUCUUUCACACGGUCUAAAUUGGCACCCUUUGGGUAUCCAAUCGUUGCCAACGUGUUUGUGUCAUUUAGAGGUGCAGGAAUACGCCUGCAAUGUUUGUUGCGUUCUUUCCUCCCCUGUUCCACCCGUCAAAUGAAGAAGUCAUUUUGUAGUUUUUUUUAAAGCUUCAGCACUUUUUCGAUACUACCGGAUCAGUAAAAUAAGAUUAUUUUGUUUUAAAAACGCGUUGUAUCAAAGUGUUGACAACCUUAGUUACAGGCUAACAACCAGAUCAUGUGGUCAUCGUCCUCACCGCUUCCUGAGGCCGUCACUCUCACCAAACGCCAGCCAGCAGCGACGUCACGCUCCUGCUUCUUUUCUCUUCCUCCUUUUUCGUCUUCCUCCUCCUCUCCUCCCUCCACAUCACCUCCAUCAUCAUCAUCAUCAUCAUCGGACUUAUUUAGCUGCAUGUUUAAUUGACCACGACCAAUAUCAUCAUAGUGAGAAAAAAACGACAAAUAAAAAAAAAAAGAAAAUUU
Messenger RNA from Labrus bergylta (ballan wrasse), 2433 nucleotides. The record is from RefSeq and is a predicted model, not a curated record. NCBI's taxonomy places the organism in Eukaryota, Metazoa, Chordata, Actinopteri, Labriformes, Labridae.